Messenger RNA from Puccinia triticina, 3627 nucleotides. RefSeq lists its product as uncharacterized. The transcript has 3 exons. The coding region runs from base 1 to 3627 and encodes 1208 amino acids. The record is from RefSeq and is a predicted model, not a curated record. NCBI's taxonomy places the organism in Eukaryota, Fungi, Basidiomycota, Pucciniomycetes, Pucciniales, Pucciniaceae.
AUGACCAACCAACCAGCCACACAGGUCGUCAAACAACUCGUCAUCAGAGCUCGUCCUCAUCAUCCUACAUACCCCUCAGAACAGUCACCGGCUGCGACAACCUCAGGUGGAUUACAGGUCAUGAUGUGCAUCAGACUCGCCAUCCCAUACUCCUCCAUCCCACCACUCGGCUCGCCCGAUCUUAUCAUACCCUUGAUGUCUGACCAACGACUACGACUUGCUAAGCAUACCAUCUUCCCGAUCACCCGCCAAUCAAUCAACUCAAGGCCUACCAUCCAAGCCUCAAGCCAUCCAUCACAGGCCAAACUGGCCGCAUCACUACUCGAUCUAUCCAAAUCUUUCAGAACCAAACCUGCUAAUGAAAACCUACUUCAGCCCCCUCCGAUCAGCGUCGUCGUCAGAAACUUCUCCAUCUCUCUCCUCAUCCCACCCUCUCCUCCGUCCCCCAUCAGUCUCGAUCACCCCUCACCACCAAUACCAACGGCCGAAUACGCGAUCGUGUUGGACUGUCUAUCCUUAUGGGCAACCGUCGGCCCAGAAUGGCCUUUCUCGGUCAUCUUGCCAACACCACCCUGCCUUAAAAACUCAUUCAGGUUGAUCUUACCACCCGAGUCAUCCGAUGCACUCUUCGAGAAUUCUCCAAAAGACGCGCUAUCACCUGCCGUUCAUCUCAACACCUUCCCAGCUCUUAGGCGUGAACGCAUGCGUUUUUCAAGCUCAUCAAGGAAUAUCCUUAGUGCGCCCAAAUUAUCAUCGAUCUUUCAUGAUGACGACCUACGCCCUCUCUCAGACGAGUCAGAACCUGAGGGAAUCAGCCUAUCAGAUGAAGAAGACAAACAAACCCGUGAUCGUCAUCAGAACUGGCCUCAAGAUGAACUCUCUCCUCGAUUCGAAGGCGUCUUCCAAAGUACCAGAGAAUUAUGUAUCCUUCUUGGUCCCUAUCCUUCAACAACCACGACUCAUACCCCGCUUACUGCCAAGCAUGCAUCUAGUCAGCUUUCAGUCUCUAUUCACCACACACCAAGCACCCUUGACACCAGCCCUGACCCCACCUCAAUGGAUAUCAGUUUUCAUCUCGAUCUUCAACACGUCAGCACACAGUCCAUCAAUGAGAAAACUGCGUUCGUCUUGGCCAUACCUGAUCCAGUCGCCAAGGAUAUCGUCUCAGCCCAGUGGUCGCCGUUGAACGGCGAGGGCGUCAUUGAAACUCAGCUACCAUUGCCGGUUCAAUCAAUAACCCCCAUCUUACCUUUCAGUUCACCUCCCGCGCGUAGUCCACAGCUGGCUGCUUGUUCUGUUUCGACAGGUCAUCAUCCCUCUCUGGCUCCGUGCCCAGGAUCAGAUACGUCUUCGCUCGAACUUGAUCUUCUAACUACCGCCGCUCCAUUUUUGGAUUCAACGUCUGAGAUACCCGCCGAGAUCAUUAAAGACGACUUUGAUCUAGAGCUUGAUUUUGAUCUCUCAUCUUCAGCAGAUGAAAUUACUUGUAGUCCCAAAAAAACUAAUCGGGCCCUUAUACAAAGCUCCCGAUCCACUACCCCUCAUCAGUUCAUUGCUUGGAUUGAUACCGAAUGGCUUAUCCGACGUGCAGCAACCACUCACAACUCAGUCCGCACACGACUCGUCCUAAAUCUAAGAGGACAGCUUGAGAUUAGAGCCAACUCUCUCAUCUCGACCCUCGGCGAACCUUGCUCAAAAUCAUUCCCAAUACCCUUCUUAAUCCUACCGUCUGUUGAGGAACAUACCUGUACAUGUCGAAUUUCCACCGAUUUCCCAUCUUCCCCAAAUCUACAAUUCACCCUGCCCUCAUGGGCUGAUUUGGUCGAACAAUCCGCCGACGAUCAAUCUCAGCAGCUUCGACUUUCCCUGCCUCAAGAUCAAUCAGGUCUUACCGAGAUCAUCAUAGCCCGUCUUGAUCAGCCAGACUCUUCUCCGCAGCUUCCUGAAACCGUGUCAAUAAUCCCUGAAAGUCCUUCGAAGCAAGUGCCCUCAUCCCCCCUCACUCGACUCACCGAACCGAGCCUUUCGAUCAACCAUCUAGUCAUCAAUUCAGGAAGCCGUGUUAAAUACCAUAGUCGUCGAUCCACAAUAUCUCCUUUGAGUUUGGUCAAGAAACGACCUCGGCUUUACGGCUCCCUUAGAAACAAAUCGAACAAACCAGAACCUGUCCUGGAAAACGAAACCCCUCAGUCCACUCCUUUUGACGAACACCCCAGAGCCAAGCCCUCGAUCCGCUCAGUUCAAGCUGACCUGGUGAUUGAUCGCUCAUCCGGAAAGCAGUCGAUCAUUUCUCAGUAUGCUGAAAUCUGCAUCACAUUCUGUUGCUCCUCAGAUCAUGUCGACUCGAACCUCAAUAUACUGUUUCCAAUUGGGUCUGAUAGCAGAGAUGCCUUUGAGAUAGUAGGUCUAUGGAUCGGCGAAUGGAAGCUGAUCCAAGACCAAGGUUUCCAAGUAUCGGGACCUUCGGAUGCAGUAGAAGACGACCGACUAGAAGAUUAUGUGCAGUUUGUGACUAUCAAGGUCGAUGUGAGCAGUGUCCAGAUCUCGAGGAAGGGUGACACCAGCAGCCCGUUGCCAACUCUUCGAAUGAUUGUCUUACACAAGAAGAUAAUUCCCACUGCAGAAUCUGAGGCGACUCGGGAAGGCAGUGGCACAUUCAUCUGUCUAUUACCUUCCGUCGAAACUUCGGUUGCUGCUUACAAAGCUCUACUUCGAGCCUCUGUAGGAUUCCAGAUCCAAGUCAAGCACUCUGACAUGAUGGUACCUGAAAACUCUCCAGAAAAGAUCCAAUUGGUCCGCUAUGAUUUACAAGCUACCACGUCCCUCGUUACCUCCGCCUCAAUUGAAAGCUAUCUACCACUUCUGACUGGUCCGAAGCAAGUCUCCAAUAUACCCGCCAUCGAGCCUCGAGAGUCCGAGGAUCAAGCCGACAUGCUUGUUGAAGAGAGUGAAGAAAGUCACAGCGGUCGAAGUUUAGCUCGGUGUACAUCAUGGGUCGAACAGUCUGUGCUCAAGUGGGGCCUCAAUUGGAGGACUGUGCUCUUAUGUUGGCUGAUUUAUUUGGUGUCGUCGCUGAGCGUCCAAGUGGAGCAAAUGGGCAGGCGGCUCGAGCGGAUGGACAACCAAGUGACCGCGGGAGGACUUCCCAUCGAAUUAAGCCAGACACUGCUAGAGCAGACGGAAACGGAGUCAGUGCUUAACGAUCCCGAUCCGGCUUAUCCAGUCGAGGAGGAGAUCGACCAAUCGGAUAAGCCCGGCCGGCCGCAGCUCAUGGACAUCAGGCUCAAAGCGGCCCUUCUGAGGUCCAUUCUCACUCCGCCCGACUGUGCCCGUUGCGGUCCCGCGUUCAGCACCGAAUCAGCACCGGCCGGGCCCGCUGGCCCAGCGGACCCAACCACCAAUCCUGCCGAGCCUCCACCCCCACGCUCGCACACCUCCUCGCAGACCACCCAACAACAUCACGACACCCAUGCUUCGGGCGAAAUGAUCAGAGACUUCUUGGGCUUCUUCGAUAGACUCUUCUAUCUCUCCGUCUCUCAACCACUCUCGAAAUUGGCUGGCUCGAUCGGCUCCUUUCGUCAAAAGUUAAGCUUCAAACAACGUCCUCCUCCUAGGCCCGAGUUCUAA